UGUCCCGUGUCACGUACUUGUAAUAUGUACGUCUCCUCAAAAAACAUUUAUUAGCAUACAACUGCAACAUAACAAAUUGUUAUAAUAUGUAUAGUAUAUUAUAAAAAAAUAAUAAUUGACCAUCCUGAAAUAUAGAAGUUAUUUCGAAAAAUAAAUUUUAUUCUAAGAAAAAAAACAAGGAUUAAGAAAGGGCCAUCGACCCAUGUUUCAGCUGUUCUAAAAUAUAAAACAAAUCAUCAAAGCAAACGUGAAGUUUCUAUUUUCAAUUUAAUACAUUUUUUAUUAUUAUUUAUCUUGUUUACUAUAUAGAUAAUUGCCUCUUGCAAUUUACAUAGUUCUACAUUUGCUUAUUUUACUUGCAAGUAUAAUGAAUUGAUUAGCUGAAAAGCACAAAAAAUAUACAGAAAUUAGAUUGAAAGCAAAGUUUUUGAAGUCGAAAAAAUGAACAAAUGGGUCGAGCUUGCAGUAUCAAUUGUGGUAUGGUUAAUUGUUGCGAUAACUAUUGAUAUUUUCAUCGAACUCUUAACAUACGCUGUUGAUUAUAUUCAGACUGAGUUUAUUUACACUGGCUACGAGCUGCAAUUUCAGAAAUUCGAUGCGCCUUCCUAUUUUUGAGAACACUAUUAAUAUAGCAACUAUUUAUUAUCAUCAUCACAGUUUUGAACACACGGACCAUUUGAAUUUGAAAGUUGAUAUCUAUAACACACAAAUUCCUGUUUUACUCCCCGUUCAGUUGAGAUGAACAACACUUUAAAAUUACAACCCAUUUAUCUAGGAUUUCAACAUACUUCUUGUGCAUUGUGCGGAGCUGGUGGCGUAAAAUUUAUGUUUUGUUCCAAGUGUCGUGUGGUUGUUUAUUGCUCUAAAGAGCACCAAAUUACGCACUGGAAACGCCACAAAAGGUUCUGCAGAGAGCAUGUCUGGAGAAAGGACAGUCCGUAUGGAUCCGUGGCGUCAGCAUCCUGUAAAGUUUCGUCGUGUGCUUGUAAACACUGGUACACCACUGCCGAUGACAACGACUCAUUAUUCUUAGCUCAAGCUUCCAAUGGACUAAAUAGCCUACCAUCGUCUUCCUCUUCGACUCCUGUUGUUGCCCGUGAUGAAGAAAUAGACCAAGUCCUGUCCUCCUUGAUACCGGAAGAAUAUUCGGCAUCAAGUGAGGUUGUACUAUAUCCGGAGAAACAGGAGUUCAUCUUGGACUUGGAAGAAAGCCUACGUGAAGUAACAAACGGUGGAGAGAGCACGUACGCUUCUAUCCUCAACCCCACGCAUGACGAUGUGAUGGCGUUUAAUCAUGAUAUUGCAUUUAGUGGCAUCGUAUCUCCCAAUAGUAUAUCAUACGCUGACAAAAGUAACAAUCAGUUGUUCUUUAAUACUAGUGAAUGUGACGAAAUAAACUUGACACCAACAAAUCAAGCACUACCACCAUUAUUAGAGCAACAUCUGUCCACGCAUCAUCAUCGACAGCUUGGUGGUCGUCCAGGGCUUGAAGAUUUAGAAAAUCAUGCUCCUGUAGCCGUUCAACCUAACGGUGACGGAACUACGUGCGAGACGCACACGCAAUCGUCCCAAUCGCAAAUUAUGUUUUCACAACAAGCUGGAGAUCAGUUGGUGUAUUCUCAGAGCACCACGUUCAACCAAGUCCUAACCCCAGGUCAUGCCCAUAGUGCUGCUAGCCUUCAUUUUGAACGAACUUUACAUCCAAGCAACUGGGUAACUUUUCCCCCAAGUUCAACGUCGUCUCCAUCGACCUCACUGUCAGUAUCAUUAUCGGUGGCAUCAAAGACUUUUGAGGAUGAAUCCGUCGUGAUAAGAGAAAGUGAUCAAGGCCUUGUCAGCCCCUCAAUGACCCACUCAAGUGCCACUAUACCCUUUCAGCAUAGAAAUAACAUGCAAUACAUUUCUGGGCAGUCCGCUCAGCAAACUAGACUCUGGAUUAAUCAAGUUUGGGAACAGGUAAUAGAGGACAUGGAUCACUACGGUGUUUGCGUUGUGGACAAUCUCUUGGGAGAUGCGAGAGGGGGUGCAGUGUUGAGGGAGGUUCAAAACAUGUAUUCUAAAGGAGCAUUUCAGGAUGGACAGUUGGUCAAGAGCAAAGAUGGUCAGAGCAAAUCUAUCCGUGGGGACAAAAUCACGUGGGUCGAUGGCCGAGAACCACAUUGUAGAAACAUUUCAGUUCUAAUAAAGCUCUUGGAUAAUAUUGUAAUGGGUGCAAAUAAUCGAAAUAACAAUGGUAAACUCGGAACUUACACAAUUAAGGAGAGAUCUAAGGCAAUGGUAGCCUGCUAUCCUGGCAGCGGAACGCACUAUGUAAAACACGUUGACAAUCCCAACGAUGACGGAAGAUGCGUCACAGCUAUUUAUUACCUUAACAAAGACUGGAGCACACAGGAAAAUGGUGGCCUGCUUAGAAUUUUUCCGGAAGGAUGGUCACAUCAAGUUGCAGAUAUUGAACCAUUAUUUGAUAGAGUCAUAUUUUUCUGGUCUGAUCGAAGAAAUCCUCACGAAGUACAACCUGCCUACAAAACAAGGUACGCCAUAACGCUGUGGUACUUUGAUUCUAAUGCAAAAGCAAGAGCGAAAAAAUCAGCCGAGGAUAUUAAGGAUAUUUCAUCUCUGAAAGCUAGCUGAGAUGUUCUUGGAAUUUUUUGUCUUGUCUGGUAUGAAAGCCCCCAAUUGUGUAAACUUAUCGGAUCGGAUCGAGAAAUUUAACGCAAAAAAAAAUCUACUGAAACAAAUUUUCAUUUCGAUGUUGCGCGCAACCUGUUCCACUAGGUAUAUAGCAAAACGAUAUGAUAUGUUUUCUAGUAUGAUUCAACGAUCGACAAAUGAGGAGGAUAUUGCGGUGGAUCGAAGUCAACCGGACAGAAUUUCUACGCGCCAAAAUCACGUGCCAAUUUGAUUAACAUUGGAGGCGGCCCGAAAUUCAAAUCAAAUCCAUCCGGUUGACUUCGAUGCACCGCAAUAGAAAUUGUGAUGUCUACUAAAUCUGUUAAAAAUCUCAUUCGUUACGAAACACAACUAUGAUCAUCACCGAAGAAUCAUCAAGCAAUCCGUUUUUGAGUUUUUCGUACCUUGUAUAAAUUUAUCCUUAUCAGUCAGUGGUCUCAUGAGUCGUAUGUCCACAACCAACGCAUUUCCUUCUAGUAAUUCUAUGCAAUCAACUAUCCUACUAUUAGAGAAAUAUAGCAGGAUGCUGAUAUAAAGCUCACCAAAUGAGUUAUUUACUGAUCUAUUUCUAUUGAUAUAUACUUCAAGAAUUUAAAUUUUGAGAAUUUUAUUUGAGGUCGGUGCAUGGAAUGAGAUGUUACUGUGUGACCUGAUUUACCGCAUAAUAAUAAGUGUAGACACUAGAAUUUUAUCUGGACUUUAUUACAUGUUCAGAACAAAUGUAAUUUUUUUGAAAAAAAUAAUGAAAUAAAUCAUAAACAGUCAA
Molecule: messenger RNA, 3436 nt
Organism: Folsomia candida
Lineage: Eukaryota; Metazoa; Arthropoda; Collembola; Entomobryomorpha; Isotomidae
Gene: Hph
Product: hypoxia-inducible factor prolyl hydroxylase
Exons: 7
Coding region: 739-2631 (630 amino acids)
Biological process (GO): peptidyl-proline hydroxylation to 4-hydroxy-L-proline; cellular response to hypoxia
Cellular component (GO): nucleus; cytoplasm
Molecular function (GO): peptidyl-proline 4-dioxygenase activity; L-ascorbic acid binding; ferrous iron binding
Source: RefSeq, a predicted model, not a curated record